AUGUCACAUCAUCAAUAUACCUACUUGUCCAAUCCUGCAUCCUCUAACCUGACUGUCAUGUCUACUCCAAAACGAACCAAUAACAACACAUGCUGUCCUCCUGACCAAUUCCUAAUUUAUAAACAAGCUAAAGAAACACAAAGAAGAGAUGCUCACAAUGAAAGACUUGUAUCGUCCUAUCAAGGUUUGAAUCAACAACCCUCACAAAAAACUCAUCACUCGGUGUGUCGUCGUUUAAUAUUCGAGGAAGAGGAGGAGUUGUUUGUUGAAAAAUCUAAUGACAGAAUGACAACAACAACAAGCAAUAAUUCUUCUUUCUUUCAAUACUCGAUUCAACUUCCACAUAACACUCAUCGCGUCUCCCAUCCUUAA
This is a messenger RNA of Naegleria lovaniensis, 372 nucleotides long. RefSeq lists its product as uncharacterized. The coding region runs from base 1 to 372 and encodes 123 amino acids. The record is from RefSeq and is a predicted model, not a curated record. Lineage: Eukaryota; Heterolobosea; Eutetramitea; Acrasida; Naegleriidae. The transcript has a single exon.